UAUAAACUGGAGCGCUCAUUCCGCUACACGAGCACCGCAGUGAGACCACCAGUCGGGAGCAGUGGUGGACGAACUAACCCUUCCUUUGUCCGAUCUCCCGACUGCGGAUCAUCGAGAGUAAUCGCGCAGAAGCAGCGACAGUGUGACAUGGAAGUGGAAGCUAUUCUUUCCGCUCUGAUCCCUUCCUGGAGCUCCGUCAUUCUCCUCUUCUGCUAUUUCGGGUACUUGGCCGUCGCCGGAUCCGUACUUCCGGGCAAGAUCGUUCCUGGCGCCGUUCUCUCUGAUGGAUCUCGUCUCCACUACCGAUGCAAUGGGCUGUUAUUACUUUUGCUUUUACUGAUACUUUUACCAACUGGUGUUUAUAUGAAGUGGAUGCCCCCUACGGUCAUAGCUGACAAAGGAUUUGAGUUGCUAUCCACAACUUUUAUCCUCAGCCUGAUUGUUUCCUUGAUUCUGUAUGCCGUUGGUCUUAAGUCAAAGAAUCAGAGUUCUUCUUUGAGACCACAUGCCACAGGAGAUUUUGUUCAUGACUGGUGGUUUGGGGUGCAACUUAAUCCUCAUUUUUUCGGAAUUGACCUCAAGUUCUUCUUUGUUCGAGCUGGAAUGAUGGGUUGGUUGUUAAUCAAUCUCUCUCUAUUAGCAAAGAGCUAUGAAGCUGGCACUGCAAAUGUUUCAGUUAUUCUUUAUCAGCUAUUUUGCACGUUAUAUGUUCUCGAUUACUUCUUCUACGAAGAGUCCAUGACCUCCACAUGGGAUAUUAUAGCUGAAAGGUUGGGCUUCAUGCUGGUAUUUGGAGAUUUAGUCUUUAUUCCCUUCACUUUCAGUAUCCAGGGCUGGUGGCUUCUGAAAAACAAAGUUGAGCUGACAAAAGCUGCCAUUGUUGCCAAUUGCUUGGUUUUCCUGAUUGGUUACAUGAUAUUCAGAGGAGCUAACAAGCAAAAGCAUGUAUUUAAGAAGGAUCCUAAAGCUCCCAUAUGGGGUAAACCUCCAAACGUGGUCGGAGGAAAACUACUUGCUUCGGGUUACUGGGGAAUUGCAAGACACUGCAAUUACCUUGGUGAUCUACUGCUUGCGCUUUCAUUCAGCUUGCCGUGUGGUGCAAGCUCUGCUAUUCCCUACUUCUAUCCUACAUACCUCCUUAUUCUACUGAUUUGGAGGGAGAAACGAGAUGAAGCCAGGUGCUCACAAAAGUAUAAAGAGUUAUGGGUGGAAUACUGCAAGCAUGUUCCAUGGAGAAUACUGCCAUAUGUGUAUUAGGGAUGCUAAAAAAAAUAGAGAGCUCGUAGAGGUGAUACAUAUGUCAGCUUGCCAUGGUACUAUGGUGCAAGUGUGAAACUUGGAAUGGAUGGUGCAACCUUUAGUUUUUUUUAUUUGUUAAAAUAGACUGAUGCUACCCAUCGAGUUGUUUGCAAAUGGGACAUAAUCCUCAUGCUAUGAAUAUUUGCUUAUGUUUAUCCAGUCAUGCGUCAUGCUCGCAUGUUUAAAA
Zingiber officinale is the source of this 1486-nucleotide messenger RNA. RefSeq names its product delta(14)-sterol reductase-like. Gene Ontology annotation, cellular component: endoplasmic reticulum membrane. The record is from RefSeq and is a predicted model, not a curated record. NCBI's taxonomy places the organism in Eukaryota, Viridiplantae, Streptophyta, Magnoliopsida, Zingiberales, Zingiberaceae. Gene Ontology annotation, biological process: sterol biosynthetic process. Bases 148 to 1257 code for a protein of 369 amino acids. The transcript is spliced from 13 exons. Gene Ontology annotation, molecular function: Delta14-sterol reductase activity.